AUCUCUCUCUGCUGUUGUAUCCGACCACUCGUGUUCGCCUUGCUGUAAUCUAUGUGUAGAGCGAUUAGAGGACGUACUUGUGUAUGMAGCCGGGGGUACAACCGCAAUCAAAGCAAUUACUUGGGAWAUUGUUCACGCUCAGCGAGAUUGUCUCCACGAUUUCUCUACUAAGAAUAAAGCAAUAGAAACAGCUAGAAUGGAACGAACAGAGAUGCAAGAAUAUGACCGUCAACAAUCUUGUUCUCAUACUACGAAGUUAUCUCCGAAAAGUCCUUCCAAAGAUGAUAAGUAUAGCAUCAAUAUCGGUUGCGACAGCCAAGAAUCAUAUUCGAGCUCGUCCACGGCUGAUAAGUACAGUGUCAAUAUCAGUGGCGAGAUGAAGAAACACAAGAAACCCGUUCGAAAACGCCUUGGGAGUCGAAGAAUGUUGAAAGAUAUGAUUACACCUGAAGAGCAGAAAAUUUCUGAAAGAGAUGACGACAGACAACAGAUGUCACGACAACAAUUUCGCCCUCCACGCAGAUCGAAGCCAAAACGACGUUUGGUAUUUACAUCUCCUCGUCUUAUCUCGUCUGAUGAAGAUUUGUUUCCGUUUGAUCACUCAGUUUAUAGAGAAUCGAAUCAACGCUGGCAACAAAUAUCUGACCAGGCAGGAUGUCAUAGACAAGAUGGUACCGUCAUGAACAUCGGCAAAAGACCGUCGACUCCGACGGCAUACCGAAUUGGAAUGGUAGAGUGUGCAGCAAUUCGGGUCCGAUCGUUGAAUUUAUGGCUUGAUCAUGAAAAGGACACACUUUCUGACUGGCUGGAUAUGAUCAGCGAGGUGUUUGUAAACCUAGAACACUUAACGCUUACUGAAGAUAUAUUUCCUGGUGAAGAUGACAUGGCGGUCAGCGCGAGGAUGCGACGUCUCUACGUUUUGUCAAURCUACCAAAUUUAAAGUCAAUAGACGAUAUGGCCAUAACAUUGAAAGAAAGAAAGAUGACCAACCCCAAAGGCUACUGUGAAAACAAGCAAAGCAAACGUCACUUUGCGAAUUCGUCGAACAAUAAGUCAAUCAACAAAGGUGUUGACCACAAAAUGUCGAGAGUUGUGAUGGUACCGGCAUCAGUGGGAUCUGAUGAAAUUGAGGUCGAAAUGCUCGUUWCCGAACUUAAAGACAUGAAGUUCAURGAAACAGGAACAACUGAGUGUACAAGUCCUACCGUAAAUUCCGAGAGKACGAUAUCAGUAAUUGACUCCAAUGAUGAGCUUUCAGAAAACAAGGGCCGACACGUACGUCUGUUGGAUGUGAACAAUACAUAUACUGAAGAUUUAGACAAAUGCUCGAACAAUAGCAUCAUACAGAGAGUACGGACUGCACUAACARAACAUGAGGAUACUGUCAUGGUGCACAAACAAGCAGAAGAUGAUACUGGAGGUGGAUAUUUAGGAAGUGCGAAAAAAGAAUUUCUCAAGAACGAUUGCCACAUCAUUUCGACGAAUAUAGGCAAUCGAUCCACUAUUAAUGAUGACGAAAUAAGAGAGGGCAUCGCAAGAGGGAGAGUUCGUACGAUUCACGACGAUUCCAAUGAUACUAUCGAGCUAAUUUCAGUCCCUAGUAAUGAUGUAGAAUGGUCAGGAGUCUGUGGUGUUUUGACAUUUCGAAGAGAGAAGAGUUGUGCUCCUGAGAUUAGACCACCCUUCUCUUCGAGAGACGUGAAGAGAAGARAUUCGACUAAUCAGGCCUACCAAACAGCUGUGGCUAAUUUACGAAAGAAGGGAAGGGAAAAGAAAAAAUAUUGUCUAAAAUCAUGCACUCCAGUCCAACGGCAAUCCAUGGUUGUUGUUCCUACUCCACAAGUUGGAUGCUGUCAGAUAUUGAUUGGCGGAGCAGAAUCAACAAAUAAAUUCUCGUUUCCAGCGAGAAGAAGUCAACCUGUGACUCGCAAUAUGAAGCCAAUUGAACAAUCAUCAGAUUGUAUCAUUUCUGCAAACAAACAGCUUCCUCCGUCUAAAUCAUUAUCAUCGCCAUUCCCUAUGCAGUUUCGAGAGCGACAGAAACCAGCUAAUAGURUUGUCGUCGCACAACUUCAAGUGAAAACAUCCGAAUCCAUGGAUUCUGAUUCAGAAAGAACACAGUCAAUUUGUGGUUCAAGGGACAUAAUUGACACGGGAACCAUCGUCGGAACCCUUUCGGUAGUAUCUCCUACCGCUUCUUCUGCAAAUGGUCUAAAUCAAAAUAUCAAGCAGGGGAAUAAAGGGGAACUCCCACCUAAAUGUCCCUCUAGAGGGCUCAGAGGCCAGGGCCCCACUGAUCAUUCUUCGAAAAUGCGAAAACAGAAGAGACUGCAUCCCAGGAAACUGAAUGAAGCUUCCAAAGAAACUGCGCGUUCGAUGUCUGUCAUGGAUCUCGAUGACGAAGAAGAUUUUCUCGAAGAGAACGAAGAAAAUACKGAAGUUGAACCAAUGAAUGGUUCAAGCCGAAUUCUUGUUGAUGCAAUAGCCUGAUAAUCUAUCGCAAGAMAUACUCCUCUUUUUUCACAGACGAUGAAAGACGUCAUAGAUCUAGCUAAACAUCAUCUAUAAUAUUUUCUUCUUCGAUCAGAAACUAACACACGCAUAAACAAUAUUUAUCAAC
Molecule: messenger RNA, 2621 nt
Organism: Pseudo-nitzschia multistriata
Lineage: Eukaryota; Bacillariophyta; Bacillariophyceae; Bacillariales; Bacillariaceae
Source: the annotation of a GenBank genome assembly